Plasmopara halstedii is the source of this 1143-nucleotide messenger RNA. RefSeq names its product coproporphyrinogen iii oxidase. NCBI's taxonomy places the organism in Eukaryota, Oomycota, Peronosporomycetes, Peronosporales, Peronosporaceae. Gene Ontology annotation, cellular component: cytoplasm. The transcript has a single exon. The record is from RefSeq and is a predicted model, not a curated record. Gene Ontology annotation, molecular function: coproporphyrinogen oxidase activity. Bases 1 to 1143 code for a protein of 380 amino acids.
AUGGGUGUAACGUAUAUAUCGCAACAACGCGGUUCCAGCCGUUGCAAGGGUUUUGUCCCCGCGUCCGAGUUCCUGUACAAACCAUUGUCCGAGGACAAGACAUCAAAGAGCAGCAUCGAGUUCAACACCAAAGCUCCAUUACCGAAGCGUAUGGAGGCGCUCAUCUUGCGCGUUCAGGACGAGAUUUGUGCAGGUAUUGAGGCCUUAGAUGGCAAAAAGUUUAUCGAGGAUAAGUGGGAACGUGAAGGUCACGGCGGGGGUGGCCGUAGUCGGGUCUUGCAAGAUGGCAAUGUUUUUGAAAAAGCUGGUGUGGGUAUAUCUAUCAUUCACGGGACGCUUCCACCCGCUGCCGCAAAAGAGAUGACGGCCAGAGGCAAGGAAUUAAAGGCAGGAGUCGAUCUUCCCUUCUAUGCGUGUGGAGUGAGUCUCGUGAUGCAUCCGCACAACCCGAUGGCUCCGACAAUCCAUCUUAAUUUCCGCUAUUUUGAAGUGGAAACUGGAUUGUUUGACGAUGCUGGAAACUCGAAGAAAAUUGGUUGGUUUGGCGGUGGUGCAGACUUGACGCCCAGUUAUCUCUUUGAAGAGGAUGCCCGUCACUUCCAUGCUGUGUACAAAACCCAACUGGAUAAGCGCGAUGCCGCUAUCUAUCCGAAGUGGAAGAAAGCGUGCGACGAGUACUUUUACAUUCCUCACCGUCAAGAGUGCCGCGGUAUUGGUGGUUUCUUUUUUGAUGAUCUUACUGAUACGUCAGAGGAUAACUUUCAAAUGAUUCGCAAUUGUGCCAAUUCCAUGUUGGACGCCUAUGUGCCAAUUUUGGAAAAGCGAAAGGAUAUGCCAUAUACUCAACAGCAAAAGGAAUGGCAACAAAUUCGUCGUGGGCGGUACGUGGAAUUUAACAUCAUGUAUGAUCGUGGAACAAAAUUUGGUCUGUUAACCCCCGGGUCGCGUGUCGAGUCUAUUCUCAUGUCGUUGCCAUUGACGGCUCGCUGGGAGUACAUGAAUAAGCCAGCACCUGGCUCAUGGGAGGAGAGAACUCUUGAGGUGUUAAAAGAUCCUGUAGAUUGGCUCGAUGUGCCUCGCGUCGACUUGGAAACGCUUUCGACGAAUGAGCUGCUUAAGGAGCUCGCAAGAAGAAGUGAGUAA